Molecule: messenger RNA, 1203 nt
Organism: Necator americanus (New World hookworm)
Lineage: Eukaryota; Metazoa; Nematoda; Chromadorea; Rhabditida; Ancylostomatidae
Exons: 10
Coding region: 1-1203 (400 amino acids)
Biological process (GO): fatty acid biosynthetic process
Cellular component (GO): mitochondrion
Molecular function (GO): 3-oxoacyl-[acyl-carrier-protein] synthase activity
Source: RefSeq, a predicted model, not a curated record
AUGUAUCGUGUUGUGAUCACCGGCAUGGGUGCGAUCACACCUUACGGUGCAGGAGUGGCUGUACUUCAGAAAGGAUUGUUGGAAGGGCGUUCAGCACUGAAAUUCUCAGAACAGUUAGGAUUUGUGGUCGGCGCGAUUCCCGAUGACCGAAUACCAGAUUUCAAUCGGUGGAGUGCUGGACAGAAACGAGAAAUGAGCCGAGCUAGUCAACUAGCGUUGUUGGCCGCCGAAGAGGUUAUGUCAACGUCCAAUGCCCAGUCUUUAGACCACAGAGAUACGUUGGUGAAUAUUGGAACUGGUGUUUCUGAUCUUCUAGAAAUUGGUAGGACAGUUGCCUUAGUGGAGAAUAAACAGUCAAGGAAAGUGUCGCCGUACUUUGUACCAAGGGUCCUUACCAACAUGCCUGCUGGUUAUGUGGCUAUGAAAUAUGGAAUGAUGGGCGGUGCAGAAAGUACAGCGACAGCUUGCGCUACUGGACUGCAUUGCAUUGGAAACGCUUUUCGAUCUGUUCGACACGGAUGGGCUCGCCGUGCUAUUGCUGGAGCGGCUGAGGGUUGUGUUAAUGCUGUAGCCUUGUCCGGAUUUGAUAGGAUGCGUGCGCUUUCCCAUGGCAAAGAGCCGUCAUGCAGUCGACCCUUCGAUAAGAAAAGAGAUGGUUUUGUACUUAGUGAGGGAGUUGGAUUGGUGCUGUUGGAGCGAUUAGAGGAUGCUCUCGACAGAGACACCACAAUUUUAGCAGAAGUCCUUGGUUACGGCAUUUCCUCCGACUGUUACCAUAUCUCCAGCCCAGACCCAUCCGGAAUCGGAGCACAAUUAUCUAUGCAGCGUGCGGUGGGUGACGCCAAAGUUAAACCGAACAAUGUGACAUACGUUAAUGCACACGCAACAUCAACCCCAACAGGCGAUUCGAUUGAAGCGCUAGCAAUUCAUCAUGUAUUUGGUGGCAGCAACCCCGCUGUAUCUUCUAUAAAAGGCCACAUUGGUCAUCUGCUUGCUGCCGCUGGCUCGGUUGAAACUAUCGCAACCGUAGCAGCGAUUGGCGACGCGAAACUACCGGCCAACUUGAACCUCGAUGAAUCCGAUGAACUGGAAGUGAAUCUCUUGAGAACGGUGGAAGAAUGGCCGAAACCUCGAACUGCAAUUGUGAACUCGUUUGGUUUCGGUGGAACAAAUGCAAGUCUUGUAAUAACCGAAUACCGGUAA